AUCAAAGAAAAAGUACAGCAGCUGAGAAGUCUGUUCUUGUCAAAGCACAGUGGCUGUCAUGAAAAGCAAUACCCACGAAAAAGCCAUGACAUUUGGCCUUGCACUUGACAAACACAUUGUAAACAUGCUUCAAAUCUACACUUGUAGCUCAAUCAUUCAUAUUGAAAGUUGUUUAAAAUGGCAAACUAUCGCGUAAGAAGACGUCUUACCUUAGAAGAAAUUAAUAGGGGGGUUGGGAUGCUGGAAGAGGGAGCGUCACAACGUCACGUGGCACGUCAGCUUUGCGUUGUAGCCAGGAUGUGGAGCCGCUACCAAAUGCAUGGUAAUGUUAUCCCCAGAAAGAGGGGAGGUCGUCAGAGGGCUACUAGGCAGGCACAAGACCGUUUUAUUGUGGAACAAGCCCGACGUCAUCGCUUCAUGAACGCCACGGCCCUUCAAAAUGACUUGCAGAAUGCAUCAGGGGUUCGAGUUUCAACUCAAACCAUUCGAAACAGACUGCAUAGUGUUGGCAUGAGGGCUAGACGACCUGCCAUUCGUAUUCCAUUGAUGCGCAACCACAUCCAGGCUCGUCUCCAAUGGGCACAAGAUCACAUAACCUGGUCUUUAAAUGACUGGACACCAGUACUCUUCACAGACGAGUCUAGAUUCUGUGUAGACUUUACAGAUAGACGUGCCCGGGUGUGGAGAAUAACCAAUGAGCAAUUCGCACCAGUAUGCAUCGCAAACCAUGAUCAUUAUUGUGGGGGCUCAGUAUUGGUUUGGGCUGGGAUCAGCAUCAGGGGAAGACCGAUCUGCAUAUCAUUGAUAACGGCACUAUGACAGCUCAGAGAUACGUCAGAGAGGUCUUGGAUAUAUACGUCGGUCCAUAUGCUGGUGCAACAGGCCCAGAUUUCAUUUUAAUGGACGAUAAUGCCAGACCUCACAGAGCCAUGGUGACCAAUGAGUACCUCCAAGCUGAAACAAUCGUCAGGAUGGAGUGGCCUGCGAGGUCUCCGGACCUCAAUCCCAUAGAGCAUGUCUGGGACAUGCUUCAGGUUGCAAUAUCUGCACGCCCUGUCAAGCCUAUCACAAUCCAGGACCUACGACAAGCCCUCCUAGAAGAAUGGGUUUAAAUCCCACAAGACAGCAUCCGUGGGCUUAUCAGCAGCAUGAGAAGGCGAUGCCAAUCAGUUAUCAAUGCCAAUGGGAACCAUACACGAUAUUGAAAAGAUCCUUUCACGCCAAUCUUGACAGUGGGACAUAUGAUCAACGAGAUGUUGACAAAUUCAAAACCAACGACCAGUAUGUAGCCACUUUCAUUCGUUCCUAUGAGACUCCUCAGGACGGUUGUGAACAUGUGCAUGAGUCCCUCAAGUUUCGCAGGGAGAUUGGAUUAAACGAUUUGACACCUCAGAGUUUUUCAACAGAAUUAUGGGAGUUAGGGGAAGCAUUUUUCCACAAUCACGACAAAGAUGGCAAUGCUAUUUUGUAUAUUGACGUGAAGAAACACAGGAGGGAUGCAAAGCUGCUGCCCACAUUAAAGAAAUGUUUUGCCUUCAUGCUAGAGACCCACACCAAGCAGUUUCCUGGGGUGAAACUGUGUGUGUUGUUGGACCUUGCAGGCUCUGGCGUCUCUAAUCUGGAUAUGGAUUUCAUAAGGUUUAUCAUCAAUUCUUUCAAGUCCUACUUUCCUAGCUUACUAGAAUACUUGCUGUUGUAUGAGAUGCAAUGGUUCUUUAAUGCUGCCUGGAAGAUCGUAAAACAAAUGUUGAAUGCUGAGUAUGUGAAGAGGAUCAAGUUUGUGACCAAGGCUGACAUUCAGGGAUACAUAGACAAGGAUCAGCUCUGGGAACACAUGGGAGGAACUGACAAGUACGUGUAUUCGUAUGAGCCAGAGAUGUUUGAAGCUGGGAGUGGUGGAGACCCGGAUCAACCAGAUGCAGAGAGAAAACGGGUGACAUUUGCUAAUUCCAAUGACAGCUCAGUAUAUAGGAGCACUAGCAUGGACAGUAUCAAAGAUUCAGCUUCCAAAAUGAAUGUUAACAACAGUGGUGCAGGUAUAAUGAAGAGCCCCCGUGGUCCCCCCAGUAGGACCCCAAGUAGAGUGAGCAGGGAAGACAACUCUUACCGGGGAAAGCUGCUUACUAUCUGUCCUGCAGAAGAGGUAGAGUUUGCUGUGGAGGAGGAGGGUGGAGAGGCCUGUGAUAACAUCAUUUUAAAAAACACACACACACAUGAUGUGGCUUUCAAGGUGAAAACUACAUCGCCAGAGAAAUAUCGUGUGCGUCCUAGCUCAGGCUACAUCAAGCCUGGAAGUGAAACCGAGGUGUCCGUACAUUUGCAGCAGGGAUACCAGAAUACUGUGCACAAAGACAAAUUCCUAGUCAUGGCCUUAGAAGUACAGACUGAAUCCAGCAAAACUUUUGCAGACCUGUGGAAAGCAACACCCAAGGACAGUAUAAUGGAACAUAGGCUGCGAUGUGUGUUGGUUCAAGGCAAGGACUCCUCUACUCAGGCUACAGGUGUAACUGCAGGACAGAAGGCACCCCUACUUAGUGAGCUGGCAGUAAAGGUUGACACUUUACUUCUGACCACGAAAAGACUUCAACGGAAUGUUCAAUACCUUGUUGUGAGUCAGUUGUUCCUGAUACUCCUUCUUGUGGCCUUGUUUGUAUACUGGAAGAUGUACACAGAGCAGGAAUCUGGGGUCAAUAGGGAGGACUCUCAGACACAACAAUGUUUAAAGAUGGUGCCUCAAUGCCAAAAUAGCUGAAGAAUGAUUCACAGUUUUAUACCUCUAAACUGAAAUUUGAGUAGUUUUAGAAUAUGAAAUAAAUAUAAUGUUGUAAUCAAAAGGUUGACCAAAGGGGUAUCAUUGACAGAUAUAUAUUUUUGUAAGAUUCUUACUAAGAUAAUUAUUGUGACAUUUAUACUUCAAUUUGUUGUUAUGCUCCCCCAAAAAUUUUGGGGUGAGCAUAUAGUCGCCACUUCGUCUGUCCGUGCACAGUUUUUGUCCGGGCUAUUUCUCAGCAAUUAAUGACCGGAAUUCAAUUAAACUUUAUGGGAACUUUCACUACUAAGAGGAGAUGUGCAUAUUAUCGGUUGUGGUCGGAUGAUUUUUCACAGAGUUAUGGCCCUUUGAAAUUUUCUAUAAACUGUACAUAUAGUGCAAUUCUUGUCCCCCCCAACUACUGACUGGAAUUCAAUGAAGCUUUAUGUGAAGCUUAACUACUUUGAGGAGAUGCGCAUGUUAUUUGUGGGUUCUGGAUAGAUGAUUUAUUUAAAGAGUUAUGGCCCUUUGAAAUUUUUAAGUUGCUAAACCAUCCAUCGAAUUUUUUUGUCCUAAGUUUUGCCCCUCAAGACAUUUCCUUUUAUCUGAAUAUAUAGUGCAAUAUUGUGACAAAAAAACCUUUAGGGAGCAUCACCCAUUUCCGACGGUUUCUUGUUUUUUAUGCUGUUGUUUUUCUAUGCGAAAUGGAGUUACCCUAUUGAAACAUUCUUAUCAAAACAUGCUGUAAUAACACCAUUAAUGAAAGUAUUAUAAAAUGUGCAAUAUCUUGAUUAUGGUUGUAUAUAUAAAAAAUAUUGUUGAUUUUUUUUCUCUGAAUCAUACUGCAGUGAAAAAAACAAACUUUGAAAAAUGACAACAGUGAACAACAAACUAACAUUUUAAUUGAUAUCAAUAUUAUUGUUAAUGUGCCAUAUAUCAUGAACAUAACAUAUGAAAUAAUUAUAAUGCAAUUGUAAAAAUAAUUUUAAUUGAAUGUGAGCAUCUGUCUGGGAAAACGGGUCUAAAUCAUAUGGAAAAAGUGCCGUCCCAGAUCAGGCUAAUCAGGGAUCACACUUUGUGUUUUAAUGGUAUUUUUUAUUUAAAGGAAAUCUCUUCUGGGACAACACUUUAUGCACAUGCAUUAAGCCCCGUUUUCCCAGAGUAAGGUUCAUUUAUAUUAGAAGUUGCUUGAGAUAUUUCAUCACACCCCUUGAAUAUAAGUUGGGCUCUUUUCAAGCACUACUUGGCCCCACUUCUCACCAGAUAUAUUCUGAUAAUCAAAAUAUAAGCAGCUGUAAGGGACUAUUAAGUGGGUAACUUCUACUAAUAUUUUUCAAGUUCUGUUAUUAACUUUGAGGUUGUAUGUUUGCUUUGUGCAAAGUCCAUUGUGAACUUGAAAAAAUCACAAACCAAAAAGUGAAUAUUGUUGGUUACAAUACAUCAAAUAGAGGUAAAAACGCCAAAUAGAGGUUAUAACACACCUAAUUGAGAUUAUUAAACACCAAAAAGAGGUCUUCAUUGUCAUUCUUUAAAAGAAUUUUAGCAUGGAAUGCUGCAAGUUUUGUUCACACUAUACAUUAGAUGGUUUAUUGUUAAAAUGCAAAAUGUGUGGAUGAAUUGCAUAUUUAAAUUAGUACAGAUUACCCGGUAUGUACUUAUGAUGCUUCACAGCAAACUGUGUUUAAUGCAUACAUAAGUUUCUUGAAGUAAUACGGUGCAAAUAUUUUGAGUUAAAGUAACGAUCUCAAUGCUCACUGCGCUUAAAGUCUUCAAUGACUGAAUGUUUAAAGUCUUCAAUGAAAACUGUUAUUCUUACCGAGCAGAUUAUGGGACGAUGUGAAGUUGCUUUUUGCACGCUUUUCUAGCAGAUAAUCAUUACCAACAUAGGGAAUUUAAUUAAAAAAAAUGUAUGUUGUGGCCUUAUUGAAAAUUUUCAAUUUUCAUUUUGUGAUUUUCAAUAACAUUCCAUAAUGGAUUGUAUGUCUUAAAGGCCCUAUAGAGGUGACGAUCCGUAAUUAUUAACCGAUUUUUUCCCAUAUUUUAUUUAUAAAGGUUAUCAAAAAACAAUAUAUAUAUAUAUGCUAUUGGACAUACCAUAAAAAAUUAGCUAUACAACUUGUUCUGAGCUCAAAAUACAGUGUCCUCCAAGUGAAUUGUGUUUACAAACAAUCAGUUUAUUUACAUCGCUGUUUACUCGGGAAAGUGAAAGUGACUUCGGUAACCAAAAAUAUAUCGUUGAUUUUCAACGUUUUCCGGUAUCACUCACAAAGUAGGUCUCUUCUAAAUGGUUAAAACGUUUUAAGCGAUCUAAUAUAUUAAUUUCUGCUCAUAAAAAGUUGUUUAAAAUAGAAUUAAAUUUGAAUUUUCUUUCGGCUGUUUUUAGCAUAUAUCACCGCUUUGAGGCUACACACCACGUUAGUUGCAAAGUUGUAAAUAUUUCUUCCAAUUAUGAAAAGGGUAUAUCUUCCAUAAUUCUUGACAACGUUGCACCUAAGCUGUGUUAUUAGCAUUUUAUAUGCAAGAGUAACUGAAAUCCGGUAAAAAUUAGACCAAUUUAUAUGCAUCAUAAUUGGAUUUGUCACCUUUAUAGGGCCUUUAAACUUAAAGUUUAAAUUGUACAUGCUGAUUAAACACUAUAUUGUACACUUGUUCAUUCUAUAAUGUUCAUAUGAAUGACUGUGUGCCAUGUGAAAUGUAAAUUCGGUUAAUAUUCGCUGUGGUCAUCAUUUGCACAAUGGCUGAUGUUUGAAAAGCAAAUAAAUUAGAUCUCCACAAAAACUUGAUCCCACAGUACUCAAUAAAUGAGGAGCAUACAUGUAUAUAAAUGUAAAAGAUACUCAUAUGUUUAACAUUUAAGACUCCUGUCACAGUUACAUAUUUAUAUCGUAGAUUCUGUCCGGAACUAAAUGUUACAAGUAACAUUUUAGGCCGAUUAUUUGAAGCCUCAUCAAAAUCAAGAGAUUAGAUUCGUGAUUUUUAGCUCGGCUGUUUUUGGAGAAAACCCGAGGUAUUGUCAUAGCCAGCUUUUCGUGUAGUGUCGUCCAGGUCGUGCUAAAACCUUUACAUUUUGUCAAGGUUUUGAACAUUGGCUCUAAAAUCAAAGUGCUUCAAUCAACAACUUUGAAACUUGGUAUGUACCUGCACCUUGAUUAGUUCUACAUGCCACACCCAUAUUUGGGUCACUAGGUCAAAGGUGAAGGUCACUGUAACCUCUAAAAAAAAUAUAAUCUGACAAGCUUUUUUAAUAAUUCACAACUGCACCCGCAGCCGAGCGUGGCACCCGUUAUGUGGUGCUCUUGUUUUUAUAAAUUGAUUCAUCCAGCCCAUUGUUUUAUGCAAGUAAAAUUAAAAAGUACAAACAUAAAUACUACUAAUGUUUGUAUACAAAGUAUUUAAAAUUGUUUUAAGACUUGUCUAACAGAUUUUGUUACGUCAGUAUUUGUAAAACAAUUAUUGUGAAACAUAUGAAUCAUUGUUUGCUUGUCUUCGUUGACUAUUAAAAUGAUUUUAUAAUUGUUGAUUUAACAUUAAAUCAAUCUGAUAAGCUUG
Dreissena polymorpha is the source of this 6298-nucleotide messenger RNA. RefSeq names its product motile sperm domain-containing protein 2-like. NCBI's taxonomy places the organism in Eukaryota, Metazoa, Mollusca, Bivalvia, Myida, Dreissenidae. The coding region runs from base 1103 to 2752 and encodes 549 amino acids. The transcript is spliced from 16 exons. The record is from RefSeq and is a predicted model, not a curated record.